Messenger RNA from Harmonia axyridis, 5075 nucleotides. RefSeq names its product ras-specific guanine nucleotide-releasing factor 1-like. Gene Ontology annotation, cellular component: plasma membrane. Gene Ontology annotation, molecular function: guanyl-nucleotide exchange factor activity; protein binding. NCBI's taxonomy places the organism in Eukaryota, Metazoa, Arthropoda, Insecta, Coleoptera, Coccinellidae. The record is from RefSeq and is a predicted model, not a curated record. The coding region runs from base 12 to 4295 and encodes 1427 amino acids. The transcript is spliced from 23 exons. Gene Ontology annotation, biological process: Ras protein signal transduction; positive regulation of GTPase activity.
AGGAUAAAUUCAUGCUCAGUCCGAAGAUGCAGAGAACCAUAAGAGUAAACGAUAAUCAACUCAUCAUGCUCUCCGAAAGAGCUCAUUAUGAUCACUCCCAAGCAGGAUAUUUACACAAAAGGUCUUCCGAUUGUAGUAAAUGGCAGCUGAGAUGGUUUGUUUUGUAUCAGAAUCUCCUCUUUUAUUAUGAUUCCGAGCAUUGCAACCGUCCUAGUGGCAUUCUCCUCUUGGAAGGCUGCUACUGCGAAAGGCUAAUUACAACAGGGACAGCUUCCAAAAUGAAGGAUAGCUCCGAAAGACAGUUUUGCUUUGCCAUCUCAUAUAGGCGAGACAAUAUCAGGCAAUAUGAACUUCGAGCCUUGAAUGAAAUGGAUUGCAAAAAUUGGAUCGAAGCCAUACGAGACGCGAGCUUCAACAAACUCCUAUUGCAAAAGGAAGAACUAGAACAGAAACAUCUCCACCUUCUUCAGAUAAUAGAAUCAGAGAAAACUGCCAAAUGGCAGUAUACUCUGCAAUGCGAAGACUUUGCCUCUGAAAUAAAGAAACUUCGUGCAGAGUUAUUCGCGCUGAAGAAAGAAUGGAAAGCAGUAACAAUCCACCAGUCAACAAGCAGUCUGAAGUCUACCCAAGAUACAUCCAGUUCAACAAUGUCCGGACAGUUCGCAAACCUGGACCACGAUUCAAUUGAAUUGCGUAAAAUCAAGAAAAUCCAGAGCUUCUUCCGUGGUUGGCUGUGCCGAAGGAGAUGGAAACAGAUAGUCGGACAGUACAUCAAAAGUCCUCAUGCCGAAAGUAUGCGAAAAAGAAACAUUCUGGUAUUCAGGAUGGUGGAGGCCGAAGAAGAGUAUAUGGAGCAGAUGGAAGUGUUGGUUGCUUGUUUCUUGCGUCCUUUCAAGAUGGCUGCAUCGUCUAAGAAGCCGCCUUGUCUACAUGAAGAUGUCAAUUCGAUUUUCUUGAACAGUGAAACCGUUCUUUUUCUACAUAAGAUUUUCCUGAAGGGAUUGACCUCGAGAUUGGAGAGCUGGCCCACCCUCGUUUUAGGGGAUCUGUUCUCCAUGUUGGUUCCAAUGCUGAGCAUAUACCAAGAAUAUGUUCGGAAUCACCACUACUCCCUUCAAGUGCUUACAGAAUGUAAGCAAUCCGCCAGUUUUACCGCCCUGCUGAGGAGAUUGGAAAGUAAGCCAGCUUGUCAUGGACGUUCCCUUGAAACAUUCCUCACAUAUCCAAUGCACCAGGUUCCACGAUAUAUCAUUACCCUUCACGAAUUGCUGGCGCACACGCCACACGAUCACGUGGAGAGAAAGAGUCUGCAGAAUGCCAGACAGCAAUUGGAGGACUUCUCCCGCCAGAUUCACGACGAGGUUUCAGAAACGGAAAAUUUGAGGAAGAAUCUGGCAGUUGAAAGAAUGAUUGUAGAAGGCUGCGAUAUUUUAUUAGAUGUAAAUCAGGUGCUUGUGAGACAAGGUUCGUUGAUACAAUUACCCGGUGAAAAAUCGAAAACGUCUAGAAGUAAGCUGAAUUUCAAAAGCGAAAGAGAAUACUUGAGGCAAUGUUUCCUCUUCUCUAAUCAUCUAAUUAUAGCAACAAGAACUUCAAAUGGUAAAUUACAUCUAGUACCAGAUAUCGGGAAGAUACCAUUGGCUGAUUCUUUACUGAUCGAAGAUCCUAGUGAAACUCAAGAAGAUGAGGCAUCCGUAUGCUCAGUUUCAAGUCGAUCCUCUAGUAUGAGUGAAACAUUUGGAGCAAAUCUACAGAACAGAGACUUCAAAAUAUUCGUAGAACAAAAAACGGGAAAUACGUCUCAACAGCUUGUGGCGCAUCUUCUGGCGUCGUCACAACAAGAAAAAGCCGCCUGGAUCUCGGACAUAAGUCAAUGUUUGAACAACGUUCAGUUCAAUGACAUAAUCAGACCAACAGCGUUAUCGGACAUCUCCUCGAUAUCGUUGCCUCAGUGUUUGAAAAACGAUCCAAAGUUAUUCAAAGAUGAGACCGAUAUUCGUUUCAGCAGAACGCUGAACUCUUGUAAAGUUCCGCAGAUAAAAUAUGCAACUCCUGAAAGGCUCCUGCAGCGCCUAACCGAUCUCCGUUUUCUAUCCAUCGACUUCUUGAAUACUUUUCUGUUAACUUACCGCGUUUUCACUGAUGGAGUCACCGUUUUGGAGGCUUUGAAGAGAGUGUUCUACAGUAACGAACCAGAACCUCAGGGUUCCGUUAUGUCUCUGGAGAAAGACGAUCAUACUCUACACUUGUUCGACGAUCGAAGAAGAAGUGGUGUCUCGCCUAGAAGAACAAGUGGGUCGAGCUCUGUAUCCGGUUACGGAUCAGAAAUGAGCGAGAGAGAUAGAUCGCUUAGCUACGACUCGCAGGGACACAGACACUGGAGGUCCACCUUGGCUAAAUACGAAGAAGAAAAAAUUCAAGAAACUCCCACCCAACCAAAAAUUACCAGGCAAUUAAGUCCAACCAAAUCUGCCCAGAAAACGAGUGAUAGACUGUCUCCUUCAUCGCAAAAAAUGGUAUCGAUAAGAGUGGAGAAAUCCAAGGAUACCGACACUCGUCAUCUGACCAUUCCCAGUAAAGUAGCUGCAUCAAGUAGCAGUGAUACUUUAACAGAGGCAACUGUUUUGAGUGCACCUUGUUCUCCCAGCAAUCUGAGUUCAGUUACUCUGGUUGCUUCAUCGCCGUCAGAUUCUAAUAAUGCCCAUGAAGUUGGCGGGAGUGUAUCACCUCGGUCACCAUCUCAUCCGAAAGAAACUCCAAUAGUCAAAGAACCGCCACCGGUUGUUAGAGAAAAAGCACCAAAAGGUGAUGUUCAGAGGAAAACCUCCGUUACCAAACAUGAAGGACCAGUUGAUAAAAGAUUGGAACGUUGUAUAUCUGAAGAUUCGGAAGGUGAGCCGAAAACGCAAAAAUAUUCGACUCUAUUUUAUAGUACGGUGCAUAGAGCGUCGACUAGUUCUUUUAGAUCUGCAAGUAAUUCCACUGCUACCAGUGCAGCCCUACACAGCUAUUAUGGUAUGAGGAGGUCAAUGCAAGAAGGAGAUGCAACAUCCACUACUCGUUCAAGCUUUCAACCAAGUAAGACUGGAGUUGUUAUCACAUCAUUCAGACAGUCUGAAAGAAGAAGCAGCACUUCAAGUGCUGCCGCGGCUUUCGCUAUAGCAGUUUCUGGAUCUAGCAAUCCUCGGGAUAUAUUUCCUGGCAAAGCGAAAGAACCAGUUCAUGAUGAAUUCGCAGAGAGGGCCCGCUACAAGGAAAAUAUUAUAUCAACUGCUUGCACCAUGAGAGUUCUCAAUGUUUUAAGGCACUGGAUUUUCAAGCAUCCCCAGGAUUUCGAGAAUGAUCAUCGAUUGAAGACUAUGACGAUAGAGUUUUUAGACGGUAUUAUAUACAGUCCCAAUUUACUUCCUGCUGAACACAAAUCUGCAGCCCAAUUAUUGAGACUCCUGAGCAAAGAGGAAGGUGAUGGCUCUAAAGUCGAUAUAAAAACCUUAUUAACAACGCUCUCUCAUCCAAGCAAGGAGAGUAUUGAAACCCUUUCUGCCCUACAAAUAGCAGAGCAACUGACUUACAUAGACCAUCAAAUAUUUAUAGCUAUUUCAAGCGAAGAGUUCCUCGGUCAAGCAUGGAUGAAAAAUGACAAGAAAAUUAAAGCUCCUCACAUAGUGAUGAUGACAAGAAGAUUCAAUGAUGUAUCAAGACUGGUAGCUUCAGAAAUUAUGAGGAGGAAUUCAAUAAGUACUAGAGUUACUGCUAUAGAGAAAUGGGCGGCUGUUGCCGACUUAUGUAGAUGUCUUCAUAAUUUCAAUGGCGUACUGCAGAUUUGCUCAGCCUUCACCAACAGUUCAGUUUGCAGGCUUAAAAAGACUUGGGAUAAAGUAUCGAAAACUACCAAACAGACGAUUGACAAACUACAGAAUAUAGUGUCACCUGAUGGCAGAUUCAGAUCACUGAGAGAUGCCCUACAUAGAUGCAACCCUCCUUGCAUCCCUUACCUUGGAAUGUAUCUCACAGACCUUUGCUUCAUUGAGGAGGGAACUCCAAAUUUCACAGCCGAGAACCUACUCAAUUUCUCUAAAAUGAGAAUGAUUGCUCAUGUCAUAAGAGAAAUAAGACACUUCCAAUUAACAUCUUACAAGAUCGAGUUGAUUAGAAAAGUAACAAAUUACCUGUUGGACACUUCAUUGCUGAUGGACGAUGAGAAAUUAUAUGGCAUAUCACUGGAGAUUGAACCAAGAACCUCUAGAUUGACUUCUUCAGGUCUGCACCAUCAGUUGUCGUUGUCAAAAUGUUAAACACAAAAAUUUUAAUUAUUUGUGUUAGACUUGAGUUUUAUAUUUUAAGAGUUGUUUGAGACUGACUAUUAGAUUUACUCUGUGAUUUCAGAUUGAUCUCAAUGAUGCAAUAAGCGUGAACCCCAAAUUAUUUUUAUAAGAUUAUUUAGUUGUUUAGAGGAGUAGUUUAGACAAAGAGUCAGAUAUUGCUCAGAUCGAUACUCGUUCGUGAGAUCCAAGAGAAUUGAAGUAAUUAGAGUAAAAAAUCAUUCAUUUGCCAUAGAAAGAAGUUUAGUUCAAGCAUUCCUUGAAGUACGUGAAAACUUUCGAAGAUAUAAUGUAUCUUGCAGCCAUUCAAUCUAUAUUGAUUAGAUUUCAUUGAAUAAAUUCUGGCCAAGGAAAAGUGACAAUCGGAUUUUCCAAGGAUCUGCUUCAUUUGGAUUCAAUCUCUAAAAACUUAUUAGAGCUAUCGAUUCAUUCUAAUGGAAAAAUGACAACUGAAGAAUCUAAUAUAUAAUAUUCAAGACAUUGCAAUCAUAAUCUGAAAUUUUCUGGAGAUAAUGUUUCACAAUUCCUGACAUUUUCAAUUCUUCCUUUGUGCACUAAUGUUUUCAUAGAUUUUGGCACAUAAUUUGAAUUAAAUUAAUGCACGAACAAUCUUUCAACCUACAGGGUGUCCAAACGAGAGACUUUAUUAAUAUCUUAUAUAUGUAUAUAAUAUAUAUGUGAAUUUUAUGAUAAUCAAGUACCUCGAGUCGCUAGAAUGACGUUAUAUUUACUGUUAGAUGAUAUUAGAUUAAU